AUGCCUUCUUCUUCUUCCACUCAGUAUGCCGAUUUUAAUGAUGGGGCAGGUAUCAAGCGAAAGAGCAGCCAAGACUUAGACGGUUUACAUAAACGGCCAUUCAUUUGCGAUACUUGUGGAAAGCGUUUUACUCGCCUUGAAAAUCUCACUCGACAUAAACUUUCUCAUGAUGAUACAAAAAAUAUCUACUGUAAAUAUUGCCAUCAAGCUUGCAAAAGAACAGAUCUUCUCAAGCGACACAUACAGCGGCACCAUUCCGAUGUUCUUCCAAAUUCUGCUCCUCAACCUGCGCAUGAAGCGCUUCCCACCAAAACCACUGAGCAGGAUCCCGAAAACCUGGAGAUUGUCCUCCCUUCAUUUGAUGCCGUUGAUCUUCCAAAAACGUAUCAUCCUACCCUACGCCCCUAUUUCACGGUUCUUCCCUUCAUCCCUUCAGACUUUCUUGUUCAUUAUAUCGAAAGUUAUUUCGAAUGGUUUCAUCCCAUUUUCCCCAUGUUACACCAACCCUCUUUUCACAUCGAAGGUGCUGCAGCCUCUUUUAUUCGUUCCAUUAGCCUAAUCGGGUGUUAUUCCACCGGCAUUGAAAGUGACGCUACCUUGGGCCUUUUGUUUUGGGACAGCGGCUUUCACUUGCUACAGAUUUACCUCCAAAACGACGCUCAAAAAAAUACAAAUCUUUGGGUUAUCCAAACUCGCUUCUUGCUUUGCAUCUCCUCUCUCUUUGAAAAAACUUCCUCGUUUACUAGCAUUGGUCAAGCUUUACUUCGUGACCUGGUUCACGAUGUUCGAGUACAAGGCUGGACAGCCCUUCCUCCUAUUCCAAAAGAUUCUUCUUCCUCUAUUUUUAUAGAAUACGAAUCUAAAAAACGUACUGUCUAUUGUAUAUAUACCUUAGAGUAUCUUUUGGCUGCCUUCUUCAAUCGGAACCCUUCCCUCUCAUUCCAAGAACUUCGAAUGCCUCUUCCUGUUGAUGAACUUUUUUGGGACUCUACUAGUUCCCUAGAAGAAGAACAGUGGACGCAGACUCCACCUUCCUUCCACAAUUGCUUAAGGAAGCUCUCCCAUGGACCCAUUGUUUUCAAGGAAACAAGAAUUACAGGCCCAGCUCUUCUUUGUGCCGUAUACGAACUGAUCCAUAACGAUGCUAAAAAGGAAUGUGUUUUUGAAGCUUCGAAAUCUUCCAAACAGGUUUAUGAGGUUAUGCUUCAACACUUACGCAUGAGUAUGGAAUGCUCAACUAAGAACAAAAAGGUUUUGCUUCUAUUUAUGAGUUUAUGGAAUCUUAUUCGAACCUAUUUACAUCUUCAUGAUCCUUUGCUGAUUCUGUCAAAGUCCUUUUACGAUUUAAAAAGUACAGUUCACUUUUUUCAGAAUUCCUUGAAAGAUGACAGUGCUCAUUUUUUUCCUUUUCCCGAUUUUUACAGCAUAAGUCUGGCAUUAGAAGGAAUUCUUUGGACAUUUGAUCAUGGAUUAGUUGUCUUGCAAAAUUCCAACUUUGAUAUACCAAUCGUUCAUUUUGCUAUCUUUCGAUUGCUUCUUCAAGGCCUAUAUCUCUUUAAAGAUUGUCAAUCCGAAACACUCUCUAGUCAUACAAAUACAGCCUUCUUGCGAAAACAAUUAGCAUUUUGCUUUAGCGGUCGGCAAAUGCCUAUGAGAACUUUGGAAACAUUUGAUGAUAUUAUGAACCUGACUUCAGUUCUUGUGAAGAUAAUAAAUGUUGAAGGAGGGUGGGGAGCAGGUGCUUUACUAUCAAAAACUUUUCCUGUGUCGUAA
Schizosaccharomyces osmophilus is the source of this 1773-nucleotide messenger RNA. Its product is annotated as DNA-binding transcription factor, zf-fungal binuclear cluster type. Gene Ontology annotation, molecular function: RNA polymerase II cis-regulatory region sequence-specific DNA binding; zinc ion binding; DNA-binding transcription factor activity, RNA polymerase II-specific. Gene Ontology annotation, biological process: DNA-templated transcription; regulation of transcription by RNA polymerase II. Gene Ontology annotation, cellular component: chromatin. Lineage: Eukaryota; Fungi; Ascomycota; Schizosaccharomycetes; Schizosaccharomycetales; Schizosaccharomycetaceae. The transcript has a single exon. The record is from RefSeq and is a predicted model, not a curated record. Bases 1 to 1773 code for a protein of 590 amino acids.